AGAACAGAAGAGGACAGGGCAGGCUACAGCUGCCGAGACACGAGGGGAUGGGCUGAGGCCCACAGGAGACAAGCUGAGACUGAGAGACAGAGGGGACUGGGAGAGAGCACCCUCGUAGACAGCUCUGAGUGUCCGGUCAGGGACAGGCAGGCAGAGGAGGGUCAGAGCAGGCUGGGGUUGCAGAGUGAGCGCGAGGGCAGGACAGGGGACUCUGGGACUGGGCCAGGCCCAGGGAUGGCGGCCCGGGGGGCUGCGCUGAGGCUGCCGGAGUGCCAGCAUGGCUGCAAGAAGCUCCUGGGGGACGUCAUCGGCUGCUUCUUCCGCUGCAUCUCUGGGAACCUGGCUCAAGACAGCAGCGACAGUGAGCUGGAGCUGUCCAUGGUGCGCCACCAGCCAGAGGGCCUAGAGCAACUGCAAGCACAGACCAAGUUCACCAAGAAGGAGCUGCAGUCCCUCUACAGGGGCUUCAAGAAUGAGUGUCCCUCGGGCCUGGUGGACGAAGACACCUUCAAACUCAUUUACUCACAGUUCUUCCCUCAGGGAGAUGCCACCACCUAUGCGCACUUCCUCUUCAGCGCCUUCGAUGCUGAUGGGAACGGGGCCAUCCACUUUGAGGACUUUGUGGUGGGCCUCUCCGUCCUCCUUCGAGGGACAGUCCAGGAGAAGCUCAAGUGGGCCUUCAACCUCUACGACAUUAACAAGGAUGGCUGCAUCACCAAAGAGGAAAUGCUGGCCAUCAUGAAAUCCAUCUACGACAUGAUGGGCCGGCAUACCUACCCGCUCCUGCGGGAGGAAGCGCCGCUGGAGCAUGUGGAGAGGUUCUUCCAGAAAAUGGACCGGAAUCAGGAUGGGGUGGUGACCAUUGAUGAGUUCUUGGAGACCUGCCAGAAGGACGAGAACAUCAUGAACUCCAUGCAGCUGUUCGAGAACGUCAUCUAGGACAUGUGGGGGAUCCCCGAAUAGCCCUUGCCACUGCAGCUCCCAAAGAAACCUCAGUCCUGCCAGGAGUAGCCUCCAUGAGAAACGUUUUUCUAAUAUACUUGCAAAGAGUGAACAGUUUGAUCCUCCAGAUACACACACACACACACACACACACACACACACACACACACGCCAUUCCUCUGGGCUGGCAGAGGGGGACCAAGGUCAGCAAGGGGCUGCAUCUGGCUGGGAGCUGGGUCCAGCUAUGAGCCACACCCCCCAGCGAGCCCUGCCCCAGGCCAGCGGGGUGAGGCUGCCUCUGGGGGGGACAGCUGGAAGAGCAGUGUCUGCAGGCUGCUGGCCGCUGCGUGUGAGCAGGAAAGCGCUCCCCUCCCCUGCAGAGGAGGUUCCAGUCUCCAGAGCAAAGACCCCUCCUGUGUGAGCUCAUGGGACCCUCCCUCCUGCAGCCCAAGGGCUGUUCUGGCCUCCUUGGAGCCCCAGUCACUCCCUGCCCACUAACCAUACUCCUAGAAUGCCCCUCCCCACAGGACCCUGGAGGGGCCACUGGGGGUCAAGGGUGUUCAGACUGGGAUACAGGUGGUGAUGGAGAUGGGGCCUGCUGCUUCCUGGAAAGGCCCCCUGGGUGAGCUCUGCCCCAGUGAUGAGGGGCCACUGAGCCCCUCUGUCCCUUCAUCCCAGGAAGGGGGCCCUUCAAGCUCAGGGUUGGGUUUCCUGGUGGCCAUUGUGAGGGGUACUGUCUGCCCACUGCAGUGGAUUGGAGCAGCCCUCCCUUGCUUGCGCAGGCCUGGCUCAGGAGGUGCAGUGGUGGGGCUACCCAUAACACUCAGGCUCUAGACUAUUCACGCCAAGGUCGUCAUGUCCCGAGCAGUGAUCGCGUGGCUCAGGGGCUGGCAGCCAGGGAGUCUGGGUGACGCGCAGGCCCGGGAACGGCUUUUCCCUCCCUCUGUCCUCUCCUACAUCACCCUCAGCCAAGCAGUUCGGCCGCCGAGCCCCCCUUCCUGGUUAGGGUCAUGUAGCGGUGUGGCCACGCCUCCACACGGGCUCACCCCAACCCCAUCCAGAAAGCACAAGCCCCCCCCAGCAGCUCAGAUUGAGCCCACGAGGAGAGCUGAGGACAGAGGCCAUCCUGGUGGGCUGAGGCCUGGGUCCCAACGGCCCUGAUACAGGUGACCCAGGGAAGGAAGCUCGGUGUCAGUUGUGUACCUCAGAGCAGUGGGGUCUCAAAGCCCAUCCCCGGCCCAGCUCGCCAACACUCAAAAGCACAAAGCCCGGGACUCCGCUUGGCUGGGUUCCCCUGUGUGGAUGGGCUGAUUUCCAGCUGGGGUCAGAGCCAGCAGUGAGGGCUGAGGGCCUGAGGCCGGUGGCACGGCCACAGGGCCCUCCAGGAGACAUGCAGAGAGAGAAGCGGCUCCUGCCUGCCCAGGCAGCGCGGGCCUUUCCAAGGACAUCCUCAUACAUACAUUCCAUCAGCUGCCACCCCAUCUCUGCUCAGGCCUGGCCCCAGGGUGAGCAGGACCCUGGAGGAAGGGCAGGAUGGCAGAGGCUGUGGACACUGGCCUGGCUCAGCCACGGGGACCCCUUGGCACCCAUGUAUAGGUGGUCCUCCCCUUGGAGUUGCACUGACACGCCAUCUCCAGUCUGACUGGGGGUCCCUCUCCCCUCCAGGAGGGCAUCAGCUUUCCCUGGCUCAGGGAUCUUCUCUCCCCACCCCAGCCCGGCCCUCCCAGCUGAUGUUGCUCUGCUUCUCAGGGGCCAAGGCCAGAGGAGAGGGUCACCACCAUGCCCCUGUCCCCCUUGGCCUUGGGCCAGCCUGGCUGCAUGUUCAGCCAGGAGGGGCCUGUGUCCCACAGUGGGACAUGGACUGGCCGCAUGUCUGCAUGGCAGAAGCGUCUCCCUUGGGCAUAGCCUGGGAGGGUGGUUCCUGUUCUCAGCACCCACCCAUAUUCAGUCCUGUAUAUUUUAAUAAAAUAAACUUGACAAAGGA
This is a messenger RNA of Rhinolophus ferrumequinum (greater horseshoe bat), 2926 nucleotides long. It is a transcript of the gene KCNIP3, whose product is annotated as potassium voltage-gated channel interacting protein 3. The transcript has 8 exons. The record is from RefSeq and is a predicted model, not a curated record. Gene Ontology annotation, biological process: negative regulation of transcription by RNA polymerase II; regulation of potassium ion transmembrane transport. Bases 235 to 939 code for a protein of 234 amino acids. Gene Ontology annotation, cellular component: nucleus; voltage-gated potassium channel complex. Lineage: Eukaryota; Metazoa; Chordata; Mammalia; Chiroptera; Rhinolophidae. Gene Ontology annotation, molecular function: RNA polymerase II cis-regulatory region sequence-specific DNA binding; DNA-binding transcription repressor activity, RNA polymerase II-specific; potassium channel regulator activity.